AUGCAUAACGGACAAGUGAUUCAGUUGCAUAUUGGCCAGGCUGGUUGUCAGGUUGGAAGCGCCUGUUGGGAAUUGUACUGUUUGGAACAUGGAAUCAGACCUGAUGGCCAGAUUUAUGCACCUAAAGGUUGCCCAGAUGAAUUCAAUUCCUUCUUCAGUACCUCCGGUGCUGGAAAAUGUGUACCAAGACUUGUCAUGGUCGAUUUGGAACCAACUGUUAUUGAUCAGAUCCGCACUGGAACCUAUCGCUCCCUAUUUAAUCCAGAUACUUUGAUAUCUGGUAAAGAAGAUGCUGCUAACAAUUACGCCCGAGGAUUUUACUCUAUAGGUCCAGAAAUGUUGGAUUUAGUUUUGGACAGAAUUCGCAAAGUCGGCGAAGAAUGUAAUUACGUGCAAGGAUUUAUAAUGUUCAGAUCCUUUGGUGGAGGUACAGGUUCAGGAUUUGCUACCUUGUUACUGGAUUCUUUAUCCAGAGAUUGGGGCAGAACGAGUAAAUUAGACUUUGCUAUUUACCCAGCACCAAGAAUGUCUCCAACUAUUGUGGAACCAUACAACUCUGUUUUCACUACUCAUGGCACUUUAGAAUUCAUCGAUGCUGAUUUUGUGAUCGAUAACGAAGCUUUGUAUGAUAUAUGUGGAAGAUUCUUAGAUUGUCCUAAACCUACAUACGUUAACCUGAAUCGUUUGAUUGCUCAACUUGUAUCGGCCAUCACGGCGUCUUUGCGAUUUUCUGGCCAAGUAAAUGUUGACUUAGUGGAAUUUCAGACAAACUUAGUGCCUUAUCCUAGAAUACAUUUUCCUUUAUGCACCUAUGCACCAUUCAUACCGAGCAAAACUGGUAUGCACGAACAUCCUUCUGUAUCAGAAAUUACCAGCAUGUGCUUUGACCCCAAAAACCAAAUGGUAAAAUGUGAUCCAAGCAUGGGUAAAUAUAUGGCUUGUUGCCUAUUGUACAGGGGAGACGUAAAUCCUACGGAUAUCAAUAAUAAAAUACAGUCUAUUAAACAACAACAUACUAUCCAGUUUGUUGAUUGGUGUCCAACUGGGUUCAAAAUUGGUAUAAAUUACCAGCCACCAACAACUGUACCAGGAGGCGAUUUGGCACCUGCACAAAGAGCUGUCUGCAUGCUUUCAAAUAGCACUGCAAUUAAUGUUGCUUGGCAUAGAUUGGGACAUAAAUUUGAUUUAAUGUUCCGCAAAAAAGCAUUUAUUCAUCAUUAUAUUAAUGAAGGCAUGGAGGAAGCUGAAAUGAAGGAAGCUCGGGAAAAUUUGUCAGCUCUGCAAUUGGAUUAUUUGGAAGUCGAAGAUGAUUCAUAG
Ctenocephalides felis (cat flea) is the source of this 1317-nucleotide messenger RNA. Its product is annotated as tubulin alpha chain, testis-specific-like. Gene Ontology annotation, cellular component: microtubule; cytoplasm. Gene Ontology annotation, biological process: mitotic cell cycle; microtubule cytoskeleton organization. NCBI's taxonomy places the organism in Eukaryota, Metazoa, Arthropoda, Insecta, Siphonaptera, Pulicidae. The transcript is spliced from 2 exons. The record is from RefSeq and is a predicted model, not a curated record. Gene Ontology annotation, molecular function: structural constituent of cytoskeleton; GTP binding. Bases 1 to 1317 code for a protein of 438 amino acids.